Messenger RNA from Musa acuminata subsp. malaccensis (wild Malaysian banana), 1401 nucleotides. RefSeq names its product probable xyloglucan endotransglucosylase/hydrolase protein 30. Gene Ontology annotation, biological process: cell wall biogenesis; xyloglucan metabolic process. Gene Ontology annotation, molecular function: xyloglucan:xyloglucosyl transferase activity; hydrolase activity, hydrolyzing O-glycosyl compounds. Lineage: Eukaryota; Viridiplantae; Streptophyta; Magnoliopsida; Zingiberales; Musaceae. Gene Ontology annotation, cellular component: apoplast; cell wall. The record is from RefSeq and is a predicted model, not a curated record.
CUUCAUAAGCACUCCGCCCCCAUUCACGAGAGAGAGAGAGAGAGAGAGGAACGAAAGGGAGGGGAUUCGACGGAAGGCGACGAUGACGGCUGCUCCGAGCAUAGCGACGGCGGUGGUCAUGCUGUCAUGCAUCGUGACGGCGGCGGUUGCUUUGAACGUGACGACGUUGCCCUUCGACGAAGGCUUCUGCCACCUCUUCGGCGACGACAACCUCGUACGCUCCCCGGACGGCCGCAGCGCCCGUCUCAUCCUCAACCGCUACUCCGGUUCGGGCUUCAUAUCGAACGACCUUUACGACCAUGGGUUCUUCAGCGCCUCCAUCAAGCUGCCGUCCGAUUACACGGCCGGCGUCGUCGUCGCCUUCUAUACUUCUAAUGGAGAUAUAUUCGAGAAGACACACGAUGAGUUGGACUUCGAGUUCCUGGGCAACACGAGGGGUAGAGAGUGGAGGAUACAGACUAAUGUGUACGGGAACGGAAGCACCAGUCGAGGCCGGGAGGAGCGCUACCUCCUUCCCUUCGAUCCCACCGUCGAAGCUCACCGAUACUCCAUCCUGUGGACCUCCGACUUCAUCAUAUUCUACAUCGACGACACCCCUAUCAGGGAGGUGGUCCGGAGCGACGCCAUGGGCGGCGACUACCCGUCGAAGCCCAUGUCCGUCUACGCCACCAUAUGGGAUGGCUCCACCUGGGCCACCGGCAACGGCAAGUACAAGGUGAACUACAAGUACGCGCCGUUCGUCUCCGAUUUCUCCGACCUCGUCCUCCGCGGCUGCCGCGUCGACCCCAUCCAGCAGCCGGACUCCGCCAGGCGGUGCGCCGAGGCCAACGAAGACCUCCUGACGGCCGACUUCGCGGUGAUGACCCCCAAGAAGCGUGCCGCCAUGCGCCGCUUCCGCGAGCGCUAUAUGACCUACGCCUUCUGCUACGACACCAACCGGUACCCGCUCACGUUCCCGGACUGCGACGUGAUUCCGUCGGAGCAGAGCAGGUUCUUCGAGUGGGGCGAGACCAAGUACCCGAGGGAGCGCCGGAGGUCCAGGCGCCAGAUCCGGAAGCCGCCGAGGGCCGGCGACCCAAAGCGCGAGGCGGACGUCUAACUGCUGCUGUUGCUAUGCUCAUCCCGACAAUAUUCUUCCAUUCUUGGUUGUUCAUGUGAGUAGGACUGAUGGCUUCUUUGUUUUGUUAUGGUGUGUGCGUCGUCGGUACGUAUUCGUUGAUUCUUUGUGGGUGGUCAUCCGUGUGCAACUUAAUUUUAUGUGAAGCAAUGGUGGGUGUUUAGAUGCUAUCAAGGGGUUGGUUAGAUAUCGUAGUCAUGGAGGACAUCGAUGGAUGCUUUUCCCGAGUGCGAGCAUAUCGGGUUGGCCAUUUGGUACACGCAAAUAUAUGCUAUCUUAUCUUU